AUGGCCCAGUCGGCUGUCAAGACUUUCUUAGACUCCAAAGGUCUGUCUGCUACAUCAGCAUGGAUUGAGUCCUUCGUCAGUUCCAGCCGUCAAGGAACCCCUCUACCUGCUCUGCAGAAAACGGCUCUAUUUCGUAUACUGGCCUCGGAUAUCACAUCGUCAAUCAAAGCUUCACCGACAAACACGCUUCCACCAAAUGCUCUCAAUCCUACAGUUAAAGAACUUCGUGUGCCAGAUAGCAUACCCCUCCAGGUUCUUGACAUUGAAGACAUAGGACGCAGCGCUUGGAGCCAAGUUGAAGCUAUUGAGGCUCAAGAACGUGGCGAAACCACAAAAGGCAGGGAGGUCAUUCGUGUCGUGCCUGGUGAGGAGGCCGACCCAGACAGAGAUGGCACUACUCCAAUCACGAAGAGCAACGGUCCUCACAAGCUACUUCUACAGGAUGCCAAGGGAACAAAAAUCUACGGCUUUGAAGUUACCGACGUCGAUGGCAUCGACUUAAACCUGGGCAUUGGCGCAAAACUCAUAUUGAAGAAUAUGACAAUUGCCAGAGGCGUUAUCCUGCUUGAACCUACCAGUACCCAGCUCCUUGGUGGUAAGGUUGAUGUAUGGGACAAGGCUUGGAGAGCUGGCAGGAAGGAGGCUUUAAAGGCUAAGGUUGGUCCAAGAGAAGAAGAACUCUGA
Aureobasidium melanogenum CBS 110374 is the source of this 684-nucleotide messenger RNA. RefSeq lists its product as uncharacterized. NCBI's taxonomy places the organism in Eukaryota, Fungi, Ascomycota, Dothideomycetes, Dothideales, Saccotheciaceae. Bases 1 to 684 code for a protein of 227 amino acids. Gene Ontology annotation, biological process: double-strand break repair via homologous recombination; resolution of meiotic recombination intermediates. The record is from RefSeq and is a predicted model, not a curated record. The transcript has a single exon. Gene Ontology annotation, cellular component: nuclear body; RecQ family helicase-topoisomerase III complex.